This is a messenger RNA of Danaus chrysippus (African queen), 417 nucleotides long. Lineage: Eukaryota; Metazoa; Arthropoda; Insecta; Lepidoptera; Nymphalidae. The record is from the annotation of a GenBank genome assembly.
AUGAUACCGACUUGCAUCAGAGCCCCUCGGUCCAUUCAGGGCUCCACUGAUGACGUCACACGACAGACGAGGUCCAUUGUUCAGAUUUACACUGAUUGGGCCAAUCACUAUCUGGAACGAGCCAGAUCACGGCGUAGAGUGGGCACUUCUGGAGGAGGCCUAGCUAGAGACUGCGCUGAUGGUCUACUUCUGGCCGAUGUUUUAGAAGGAGUAACAGGUCUCAAGGUCCCACGUGCUCAUCGAAAGCCAAGAAAUCCACAACAAAUGUCCUAUUUAAUAUCUGUGGCGCAUGGAUACGUUUAUGGGAUAGGUAGCCCACAAACCCGAAUCCUGUUGUGUACCGCAUUGCUUCCGGCACGCGUUGUAUUUGAGAAAGUGCUGAUAAGAUUUAUUGACUCUUUAAACAUUGGCCGUUGA